UUGAGUUUGAACCCCCUUCAUCCGUCUUCGCCAAUUUUCCUUCCCUGGGCUGGGGCGAUUCACGCAUCCAGCCUCUCCCCGGCAAGAUAUCUUAGUCGAGACGUCAUCCCCGCAGCGCAGCGGGCUCGUUUGAUCAACAGCUCAGUCACACCAGCCCCUUGUGUCUCGUGUCUCCUCUGCUGAUUGGCGCCUCUGCGCGUGGCCGACAAAGACAGGAAGAACGGAUAAAGGGACACUGACUAGUUUUGAGACGUGUGCAUUUGUACGUUCGACGUCUGUGUGUGCGUGCGUAGCAGUGUGCCAUUGUGACUCGUUGCCUCCUUUGACUUGUCGUGACAUUAGGUCGACUUGACUCGUAUACUUGUCGUCAUUUAUCAUUAAUUGUGUCUUAUCGUACAGUAGCAGGUGCUUUUCAUCUCGUCAUCUACCCCACGGACAGCUUAAGUGUACAUUUGAUAGUGUUUUGGGUUUAGAGUUCCUUUCUUCAAUUCCGUUUUGUGUGUGUGCGUCUCUCUCUGUCUCUCUCUCUCUGUUUGUUUGUUUGUUUGUUCUCGGCCCUAAUGCUUUUGCUGGGGGUCGAAGGCAGCGGGCAUCAUCUACGUCAAGAGCAACAACAGGGCGCUACAUCCAAGCAGAGCGGCGUCGAGGGCGUCAUCUACGUCAAGAGCAACAACAGGUGGCGGGCCAGAUGGCAGGAGGGCGGCGAGGAGAAGACCAAGUCCUUCUCCUGCAAGAAGUACGGCGACGAGGAGGCCUUGCAGAUGGCCAUCGAUCACCGGCGGGCCAUGGAGAGGCUGCACUAUCGAUUUGACAGGCGGGGCGUUGAGAUGCCCGUAGAUGAUAGUGAGGAGGAGCGCCCUAAGAAGAAGAAGAAGAAGAAGAAGAGGAAGAGUGAGGGUUGUUCAUAGCCCAUCAUGUUGAUAGAUUGGGUUGAUAGAUUGUACAGACGCUCGCUGUUGAUAUACUGGUCUGUGCAUUCACAUGAUUGACCACUGGUAC
This is a messenger RNA of Vitrella brassicaformis, 999 nucleotides long. NCBI's taxonomy places the organism in Eukaryota, Vitrellaceae. The record is from the annotation of a GenBank genome assembly.